This is a messenger RNA of Siniperca chuatsi (mandarin fish), 2946 nucleotides long. Its product is annotated as tetratricopeptide repeat protein 39A. The record is from RefSeq and is a predicted model, not a curated record. The transcript is spliced from 18 exons. Gene Ontology annotation, molecular function: protein binding. Bases 400 to 2097 code for a protein of 565 amino acids. NCBI's taxonomy places the organism in Eukaryota, Metazoa, Chordata, Actinopteri, Centrarchiformes, Sinipercidae.
GGGGUGACGACGGUGAAUGACGUAAUUCAAUAAAUUGUACUGCACACCUUGUUUUCACCCAACUUCAGUGUAAUCUGUCCAGAUGCUGCUCGCACCUGAUCCUAUCAAACUUCCCGGAUAACGUGUGCGUGGCAGUGAUGUCACAGAGGAGGAGUCAGACGCGGCUGCACUGCGCUCACUCAAACGGUUGGAUCCACGCAGAUCUACGCUUCCCUUCACUUGAACUUAGCCAAGAGGAAACUCUCUGCAGCUUAACGCCAACUUCUGUUCAGCUGCUCUCGUUUGAAAGCUCGGUUUCACGGAGUGAGUGGUGAAUGCAUCUUGAUUUCCUGCGAGUCCCGCUGAGCUCCUAACAGGUGUUGGGGCCACACCGCCCGGGGGAGGGGGGGGGAGAAGAACAUGUCCAAUGGGAAAGACGCAAAUGCUGCACAAAACUCCUCGCAGAUGACCCUGAAAGAGUGCCUGGAUGAGUGCAUGGAGGCCUUGGAUCUCUUCCUUAACAACCACUUCAACGAGAGCCUGGAGAGGCUGCGGCCAAGAGUGAACGAGAGUAUGUACCAUGCUCUUAUCUACGCCACAGUGCUGGAAAUGCAGGCCAUGAUGACUUUCCAGCAUGAUGACAUAAGCAAUGCAGGAAAUACCAUGAAGAGUGCCCAGGAGGUCUGCCAGAGGUUUCGACGGAAAUCCCCAGGUUUGGCUAACAAGUCAGUAGGGGAAUCGCUCACUGAAGUGCAGCUUCAUGCUGAAGUGUGUUAUGCAGAGUGCCAACUCCAAAGAGCUGCUCUCACCUUCCUACAGGAUGAGAACAUGGUGAGUUUUAUCAAAGGAGGGAUCAAAGUACGAAACAGUUACCUAAUUUACAAAGAACUGCAUUCCUUCAUAAAAUCUCACAACUGUCUCAAAGGAUCCAGCCACCUUCACUUGGAGGGAGGAAUAUCAUUCGGAAUAGGGGCGUUUAAUCUGACACUCUCUCUAUUUCCUCCACGGAUACUGAAAGUUUUGGAGUUUGCAGGCUUCUCCGGAGACAAGGAAUAUGGUCUGUCCCUGCUGCGUGAUGGUGCGACAGCGAUGAAUCUGCGCUCCAUGCUGUGCGCUCUGCUACUGCUCUGCUACUACACCUUCCUCACAUUCAUACUAGGCACAGGUGAGGGAGAGGUGGCUGAAGCUGAAAGGCUGCUGAAACCUUUCCGGCUCCGCUACCCACGGGGAGCAAUAUUUCUUUUCUUUGCAGGCAGAACUGAAGAGAUAAAGGGGAACAUUGAUGAGGCGGUGGCACUCUUUGAAGAUGGCUGCAAGGCCCAGCAGGCAUGGAAGCAGUUCCACCACAUGUGCUACUGGGAGCUGAUGUGGUGCUUCACCUAUAAGCGAGCAUGGAAGAUGGCAUACUUCUACGCAGAUCUGCUGAGUCAGGAGAGCCGCUGGUCCAAGGCCAUGUACGUUUACAUGAAAGCUGCUUACCUCAGCAUGCUGCCUAAAGAUGAGGCCAGGCCUUUUGGGGAGGACGAGGUAGAGCUCUUUAGAAAAGUGCCCACCUUCAAGCAGAAGAUAGCAGGGAAGUCUCCCCCGACUGAGAAGUUUGCUAUCCGUAAAGCCAGGCGCUACAAGGCUUCCUGCCCAGCCAAGCUACCAGUGCCAGUGCUGGAGAUGAUGUACAUGUGGAACGGUUUCAGUAUGAUCAGCAAACGACCAGAGCUGACUGAAGGCAUGAUGCAGACUUUGGUGGACGCAGAGCACAUCCUGCUGGAGUCUCCUGAAAAUGAGUAUUCGGUGGAUGACCGCUGUGUGAUCCACAUGCUGAAGGGUCUGUGUUUGAAGAACCAGGGUCUCCUCCAGGCUGCUGAGGAAUGCUUCAACAAAGUGUUUUCCAGUGAAAAGAAGAUCAGGUUUGACCACUACCUGGUUCCCAACUCUCUGGUCGAGCUCAGUCUGCUCUACAUAGAGCAAGGCAGAAGGGACGAGGCUAUUAAACUACUGCACAAGGCCAAAAACAACUACAAAGAAUACUCGAUGGAGUCUCGUACACAGUUCAGGGUACACGCGGCUCUGGCCAAACUCAAGGCUGACCCUGGUGGAGAGGAGGAGGACACUCAUCUGUAGAAGACAUUUCUUCACGAUUGGAAAGGCGCCUCACACUGGACUCUCCGUUUCCCUCAGUUAUGGCUUGCUUUAGCUUGAUGCCCAGUUUUUAACCAAAUAUUCAUUUUCAACAAGUGAGUACUGGGUAUUUUAUCAGUGUUCAGGUGUACCUUUUCAGGCGUUUUUUGUGUCCGUCUACACUAACAUAUCACUGGACAAAGAUAUUAAAAUAAUUACAAGAGCAUAAAAGUCAAGUAGAGUUUGACGUUUUGAGCUGAAGGACAGUAUACAUACAGUAGACAUUUUAUGGACAAUGUUUUUGUUUACACUAAAAUUGAAUCUAAUUCAUUGAAAGCCACUAUAAAUAUCGAAUGUAAGAGAUUUUAUGACUUAAUGAAAUGUAUAGUAAUUACUUUAUUGAAUGAACUCUACAUGAUUAUUACAUAAUUAAGUAACUUAGCAUACUGUGCUGUUUUGGAAUGACAACGUUUUAAGGUGUUGAGAUGUUCAUGGUAUUUCACAUACAUUUGAUAGAAAAUAGUUUUAAAAGCCUAACUUAGAAAAUAAUUAACUGGCCUGAAGGAAUGUAUGACCCACAGUCAGCAGCCAGUAUUCUGUGCAGCCGGAGUCAUGCAUUGCGGGGUCACUACAUUUGUCCCACUCUGUAGGGUUGCAAUGGAGAUGUAUAAGAGCACGGCACGCCACGGCUGACGCUUGCCAAAUGAGGCGAAACAACAGUUUAUUGCUGUUCUUAGUGUGUGAAUUAGUCAGACUCAGUGUUUAGGUAGAUCUGGAUCAGUGCGUGCACUGUCCAAAAACUUUUGAAUGUAUUAAUUAUUUUUCCGUGAAUAAAUUCUACAUAUGAAUGUC